Molecule: messenger RNA, 741 nt
Organism: Cantharellus anzutake
Lineage: Eukaryota; Fungi; Basidiomycota; Agaricomycetes; Cantharellales; Hydnaceae
Exons: 1
Coding region: 1-741 (246 amino acids)
Source: RefSeq, a predicted model, not a curated record
AUGACACAUGGUCCUGACUAUGUUCCAAUUCCAGUCCCUAAAGAUACCAAAUUCCCUUCAGAUUUCUUCACCAAAGUGAGCGUCUACAAAGAGAAAGCAAAGGGAAAGGGAAAGGCCUCAGUGGAUGACUCCUUCCCCAAUAAACCAGAUCCACACAACAAUGGUAUCUUCAGAUCUGGGGUAUUGGAACUCAGCUGGCACCAGGAGUGUCAGUAUUGGCAGACAACUCAGGAAGUCUUUCACAUGUGGAACAUGCAAUUGCAAACACAGCAAGACCAUGUUGCAUACUGUAAUUCAAAAGACCAUCUUCACUGGGCGAUGGCUGUAUACCAGCCAAUCAAGAUUGCUGAGGGAAAGGGUUCAAAUACCCAUCACCUCUCAUCCAAAUUCCGCAUCACCAUGGUGCUCCUUUCCUGUCAUGAUACCAAAUGCUGUCACCCCCUGAUGCAAGGCAAUGGCAUUACUCCAUUUCUCUACCUCUCACUUCUUAAUGCCUUUAAACCUUGGACUGACGAAGAUCCCAAUGACUUCGACUUUGUCAUUGGCCAUGCCAAGAAUUUGAUGCAAAACAAAAAUGAGUGCAUCCAGAACCCCACUCUUUUUGUUCAACAGCUCCAGGGCAUUGGUGAUGAGUCUGGGGAUGAAGUUGAUGCAAGCUUCCUUUUGGAUGUUGUCCAUAAGGGUUCAGGCUGCGAGCAGGGAUACAUCUGCCUCAACCUCCUAUACUUAUAUUUCCCAUAG